ACUGGUCUCCCAACAUCCCCUCUUAGGUUGGCCGAGUCUCAAGUUAGGCAGUCACUUUCUUGAACAAAAUCCUUAGCCAGCUUCCUAUUGUAUGUAGGUUUAAACUCAGGAUUCUUAACUUCUGCAAGGCCCCAUCUGACUCGACUCCUGUCUACCUCUCAUUUCCAUUUCUGGCCAUGCCCAUUCUUGUUCAUUGUCCUCCAGCCACAUGGUCUUUCUGUUCCUGAUUGUGCCAAGGACUUCCCACCUCCACCCCUUCCCAAGUACCAUUCCCCACUUGGGGUCUUUUGUCCCCUUCCUCACUCCUACACACACCAUCCUCAUAUCUCAGCGUCAGUGUCACUUGCACACAGGGCCUUUCUCUGACUUCUUAAUCUAAAUCAUAUGUUCUCUUCUCUCCCUCCUUGGGAGUGUUCUUUCAUUCUUAGCAUUCAUCACAGUUUAUAAUUCUAUAUUUAUUGAGUGCUUAUUUAUUGAAUAUCACUCCAGCAUUAAACUGUAUGUUCCAUAAGGGCUGGGAUCAUCUUUCUUUUAUUCACACUGAAUCCUCAAUGCCCAGUGCUCAGUAAACACACAUGGUAUAAAUGAAGAAACAAAUGAUCUUGUGAUUAAACAACGCGAUAGAUUCUCUCAUUAAAUUGACAGCUUUGCUGCUCGCUGUGGCAAGACGUAGUUGUUGGAAACCUGUUAAGGUGAUUCACUUUUCUAAACUGGCAGUGUGUUUCUUCACAUUCAUUGAACAUAUCUGUGGUGCUCACCUGUUAGGCUACAAGCUUCAGUUUAAUUUAUUAGGGUGCAUCUUUGUCUGAACAAAGCCUGAUUUCUGCCAGGAUAUCCUUAUGAACACAGAACCUGAAAAGGUCGUGUUCAGGUGUGAUCUCUGAGAAUCAUAAUUGGGCCCACUUCCAUGGCUUGCCCUCUUUUUUUGAAUACAACCUGGCAUAACCUUUGGAACAGAAGACUUGCUUGUUAUUGGGAUGGAAUCUGAAGCAAUAGUCAUUUUAAGACGGAGCCACCAGUGACCGUUACAGAAAGCUGCAUGCCCAGGAUUUGGGCUGUCUCGGAAAAACCCUCACUACCCUGUCUUGAUUGCCAGCUCUUGAGACCAAACUUGGAUAUCAGAUAUCUAGGAAAAGAGGAUGCUGGUGCACCAGUUACAAAAGACGAGAACACCUUCAUGUCACAGGACACAAGAGCUUUACCAGAGAAGUCGCUGCAGAGAUCAGCAAAGGUGGUUUACAUCUUGGAAAAAAAACAUUCCCGUGCAGCGACUGGCUUCCUCAAACUCUUGGCCGAUAAGAACAGUGAACUGUUUAGGAAGUAUGCCCUGUUUUCUCCCUCGGACCACCGGGUGCCUAGAAUUUAUGUACCUCUCAAGGACUGUCCCCAGGACUUUGUGACCCGGCCUAAAGAUUAUGCCAACACGCUGUUCAUCUGCCGCAUUGUGGACUGGAAGGAAGACAGCAACUUUGCCCUGGGGCAGCUGGCUAAGAGUCUUGGGCAGGCUGGUGAGAUCGAGCCUGAAACAGAAGGGAUACUAACAGAGUAUGGAGUGGAUUUCUCUGAUUUCUCUUCAGAAGUUUUAGAAUGUCUCCCUCAAGACCUGCCUUGGACAAUUCCACCAGAGGAAUUCAGCAAGAGAAGAGAUUUAAGAAAAGACUGUGUCUUCACCAUCGACCCAUCAACUGCCCGAGACCUCGAUGACGCCCUCUCCUGCAAGCCCGUCGCUGACGGCAACUUUGAAGUGGGAGUUCACAUUGCUGACGUCAGUUACUUUGUUCCUGAGGGAUCCAGUCUGGAUAAAGUGGCUGCUGAGAGAGCUACAAGUGUCUACUUGGUUCAGAAGGUUGUCCCCAUGCUUCCCAGGCUGCUGUGUGAGGAACUGUGCAGCCUCAACCCCAUGACCGACAAGCUCACCUUCUCCGUGAUCUGGACGCUAACUCCGAAGGGCAAGAUCCUCAGUGAAUGGUUUGGCCAGACUGUCAUCCGCUCCUGCACCAAACUGAGCUAUGAACAUGCACAGAGCAUGAUUGAAGGCCCCACUAGGAAGAUCCCCGAGGAGGAGCUGCCCCCUGUCUCCCCGGAGCACACCAGUGAGGAAGUGCACCGGGCUGUUUUGAACCUCCACCAUAUCGCAAAGGAGUUACGCCAACAGCGGUUUGUGGACGGCGCACUUCGUUUGGAUCAGCUAAAGCUUGCUUUUACUCUGGACCACGAGACAGGAUUGCCUCAAGGAUGUCACAUCUACGAGUACCGUGACAGCAACAAGCUCGUGGAAGAGUUCAUGCUCUUGGCCAACAUGGCUGUGGCCCGCAAGAUCCACUGCGCCUUCCCCGAGCGAGCCCUGCUACGGCGGCACCCCCCACCCCAGACCAAGAUGCUCAACGACCUGGUGGAAUUCUGUGACCAGAUGGGGCUGCCCAUGGACUUCAGCUCUGCUGGGGCCCUCAAUAAAAGUCUGAUGGAGACAUUUGGAGAUGACAAGUACUCACUGGCCCGGAAGGAGGUGCUCACCAACAUGUGCUCCCGGCCCAUGCAGAUGGCCUUGUACUUCUGCUCGGGGGUGCUGCAGGACCAGGCGCAGUUCCGCCACUACGCCCUCAAUGUGCCGCUCUACACGCACUUCACCUCGCCCAUCCGCCGCUUCGCUGACGUCCUGGUGCAUCGCCUCCUGGCCGCCACGCUGGGCUACAGGGAGCUUCCAGAUGUGGAGCCCGAGGCCCUGCAGAAGCAGGCUGACCACUGCAAUGACCGCCGCAUGGCAUCCAAGCGUGUGCAGGAGCUGAGCACCAGCCUGUUCUUUGCCAUCCUGGUCAAGGAGAGCGGCCCGCUGGAGUCGGAAGCCAUGGUGAUGGGCGUCCUGAGCCAAGCCUUCGACGUGCUGGUGCUGCGCUACGGGGUGCAGAAGCGCAUCUACUGUAAUGCGCUGCCCCUGCAGUCAUACCGUUUCCAGAAGGUGGGCAAGAAGCCGGAGCUCACGCUCGUCUGGGAGCCUGAGGACGCGGAGCAGGGGCCGGCGCAGCAGGUCGUCAGCAUCUUCAGCCUGGUGGAGGUGGUGCUGCGGGCAGAGGCCACGGCCCUCAAGUACAGCGCCAUCCUGAAGCGACCCGGCACCGAGGGCCUCCUAGACUGGCAGGACAAGCAGGGCGGCGGGGACCUCGCGGAGGAACAGGACUGAAGCCGCCAGCCGGCCCACCCCUCCCCCACUCCCGUUAGGAAUAGGAACUUCGGGCACCAACGGGGAUUCUUAAUUUGGUUUUUAACAACUCAGGGUUUUGUUUUUAUUUUUUCAUUCUAUUUUAUUUUUGCAGCUUGGUUUUCAAACUGGAGGGGGAGGGUGGGGUUGGAUGGAAGGCUGCGGGCUGGCCGGUGCUCAGCAGCGCAGAGCUAGACCUGGUCCUCCUGGGAGGCCAGCGCCCCUUCUGCCAGGUUACCCACUGCCCUCCCGUGCCCAGAAAACCAGGGGUUUUCAGUAAAUCAGAGUCAUGGAAUAAACUCAA
Molecule: messenger RNA, 3500 nt
Organism: Orcinus orca (killer whale)
Lineage: Eukaryota; Metazoa; Chordata; Mammalia; Artiodactyla; Delphinidae
Gene: DIS3L2
Product: DIS3 like 3'-5' exoribonuclease 2
Exons: 16
Coding region: 1040-3178 (712 amino acids)
Biological process (GO): miRNA catabolic process
Cellular component (GO): P-body; exosome (RNase complex)
Molecular function (GO): RNA binding; 3'-5'-RNA exonuclease activity
Source: RefSeq, a predicted model, not a curated record